Prunus armeniaca (apricot) is the source of this 366-nucleotide messenger RNA. The record is from the annotation of a GenBank genome assembly. Lineage: Eukaryota; Viridiplantae; Streptophyta; Magnoliopsida; Rosales; Rosaceae.
AUGAUGAUCGUCGUCAUCGACUACUUCACUAAUGGAUCGAGGCCAAAGGUCUGUCCUUUACUAAAGAAGCCGACAUGGAGCGGUUUAUCUAGAAGAACAUCAUUUGCUAGUUUGGCUGCUAGCAAUCGCAAUGGCCAAGCGGAAGCAUCCAACAAGAUCGUUCUAGACUGCCAAAAGAAGAGACUGGAAGAUGCCGAAGGAAAAUGGCUCGAUGAGCUGCUUGGAGUCCCGUGGGCUUAUUGCAUUGCCAACAAGACCUCAAUUGUCGAAACCCUAUUUUCCCUCACCUACAAAACUGAAGCAAUCAUUCCCCCUUCAUAUCAUUGUUCCAUCAAUGAGUAUCGAGGUAGCCAACAUUUAUCAUAA